AUGGACUCGCAACAGCUCGUCGACACCGCCUCGCAGAACAGCCAGGACAUAGUCCUGCCGAAACCCGCGAGCAGUACGCCCAGACACAGCAUCGACGCUAUCCUCGGACUGGCUAAUAACAAAAGAGGUCAUCAAGAAAUGGAGGAUAACGCUCGGGACACGCAGGAGAACACCGGUGAGAACAGCUGCAACUCCACCGGUGGCGGUAGCGACGAGGAACUCGGGGCAGGCUGCGGGGACGAUUUAAACGGGAACGGCGGGAAGAAGAAGCAUCGCCGGAACAGGACGACCUUCACCACCUACCAGCUGCACGAGCUCGAGAGGGCCUUCGAGAAGUCUCAUUAUCCGGACGUGUACUCCAGGGAGGAACUCGCCAUGAAAGUCAAUCUUCCGGAAGUGCGAGUCCAGGUGUGGUUUCAGAACAGACGGGCAAAAUGGCGCAGACAGGAGAAAAUGGAAGCCGCGAGACUUGGACUGAGCGAGUACCACCACGCCGCCAAUAUGAGAAACGUGGCCGGACCGGCUCUCGGCUUACCAGGGGACCCUUGGCUCACUCCUCCGGGCCUGUUAAGCGCUCUACCCGGCUUCCUCGCUGCACCUCACUCGGGAUAUCCCAGUUAUUUAACGUCCCCGAGACGACUGCCGUCGCCACCGAAUGUCGCCGCCGUUGGAAACGCCGUGCCCGGAACCCUGACAGCGGGGAUGACCAGCAUAGGUAACGGCGGGCACGUCGCGACGGCGCCGCCGAGCCCACCCGGCCACGAUCCACGCACGACCAGCAUCCAGGCGCUGAGAAUGCGGGCCAAGGAACACGUCGAGAGCAUCACCAAAGGGUUGCAAAUGGUCUGA
Messenger RNA from Nomia melanderi (Alkali bee), 849 nucleotides. Its product is annotated as retina and anterior neural fold homeobox protein 2. Gene Ontology annotation, molecular function: DNA-binding transcription factor activity, RNA polymerase II-specific; RNA polymerase II cis-regulatory region sequence-specific DNA binding. The record is from RefSeq and is a predicted model, not a curated record. NCBI's taxonomy places the organism in Eukaryota, Metazoa, Arthropoda, Insecta, Hymenoptera, Halictidae. Gene Ontology annotation, biological process: positive regulation of transcription by RNA polymerase II.